Messenger RNA from Necator americanus (New World hookworm), 234 nucleotides. RefSeq lists its product as uncharacterized. The transcript is spliced from 2 exons. The record is from RefSeq and is a predicted model, not a curated record. Bases 1 to 234 code for a protein of 77 amino acids. NCBI's taxonomy places the organism in Eukaryota, Metazoa, Nematoda, Chromadorea, Rhabditida, Ancylostomatidae.
AUGUGUCUCACUCUUCGUCACUUCAACGUCAACAAGAAACGUCUCCGUCUUAAGCUCAUUUUGAGAGAGGAACCGGAGGUGAAAAAAACGGAGAAGAACCCAGAGCUGCAAGUGCUAAAGUCAUUAUUAUUAUUAUUAUUAUUAUUAUUAUUAUUAUUAUUAUUAUUAUUAUUAUUACUAUUAUUAUUAUUAUUAUUAUUAUUAUUGUUAUUAUUAUUAUUAUUAUUAUUAUGA